UGCUCCACUCUGACUGACGGCGUGUGCUGGAGGGGAAGGUUGAAGUAGCGCAGCAUUACAGUCUUAUUAAAGAACUAACGUCCUAAUCAACAGCGUUCUCAGACAUAGUAGAGAGGAUUCCCACGAAAAACACCCCGACAUAUACAAGAACCGUGAGUUCAAGUGAUAGAAGGUGUCGAUGACCGUUGAUUAGUGGCUGCGCUAGCUUUUGUGCUAACUCCUCGUUUUCAUCCAGCCUCAUUAGACAGCAUAAUUCCAGCUUCAGAUUUGCCACAAACGGCACUCGUGCGAGCUUCUCUCGCGCUCUAGCAGCCAUUAUUGAGCUAUUAACUUGUCCCGCUGGAAAGGGUGUCGGAGCUGAACCCUUCCCUGUGGCUCCUGUGCUCCCCCCGUCACCUUUGCCCCCUCUCCCACCCGAAACACUGGACACACACAAGCGGCCGGAGAACGGCGAGAGGCCCGUGAAGCUGGGGGUGGUUCCGGACUCGCACGCUGUCGGAGCGCUUAAAGAGAGGCACAGUCGUGGGGACACGCCGACGAACAUGGACGGGUUGGCGGUGGAGGUGCGCGGCUCUAACGGGGCCUUCUACAAGGGUUUCAUCAAGGAUGUACACGAAGACUCCCUCACAAUAGUCUUUGAAAACAACUGGCAACCAGAGAGACAACUGCCGUUCAGUGACGCGAGGUUGCCACCCCCAACCGAUUACCACAAGGACAUUUGUGAGGGAGAUGAGGUGGAGGUUUACUCCAGAGCCAACGAGCAGGAGCCCUGCGGCUGGUGGUUGGCGAGGGUGAGGAUGAUGAAGGGAGAGUUCUAUGUGAUCGAAUACGCAGCCUGUGACGCCACAUACAAUGAAAUUGUCACAUCGGAACGAAUCCGGCCAGUCAAUCCCAACAUCCCCUCCUCUGAAAACACCUUUUACAAAGUCCCCAUCGCUGUACCCGAGGAUCUCAGAGACAUCUGUUUGACCGAGAACAUCCACAAAGACUUCAGGAAAUCAAUCGGAGCCAACUGCAUCUUCUACAACACCUUUACACACCAACUUAUUGUCCUGUCCACAAAUGAGUGCACGGUGAAACGAGCAGCCCUACUGAGUGACAUGCACUUCCGGAGUAUUCGCACCAAACUCAUGCUUAUGUCCCGUAACGAGGAGGCCACUAAACACUUAGAGACGAGUAAACAGCUGGCGUCUGCGUAUCAGGAAGAAGUGAAGGUGCGUGAGGAACUAAUGGGUCUGGCCAUCGGUUCUCACGGUGCCAACAUCCAGCAGGCCCGCAAAGUUCCCGGCAUCACUGCCAUUGAGCUGGAAGAAGAGAGCUGCACAUUCAGGAUCUAUGGAGAGACCCCAGAGGCUGUGAAGCAGGCCAGGACCUAUCUGGAGUUUAAGGAGGAUUCCUUCCAGGUUCCAAGGAACCUUGUAGGCAAAGUCAUUGGCAAAAAUGGCAAAAUUAUCCAAGAAAUAGUAGACAAAUCGGGCGUGGUUCGAGUCCGGAUCGAAGGGGACAAUGAUAAAAAGCCGCCCAGGGAGGAGGUAGGCAGGCAGGGGGCUGGCAGAGACAACACUGUCAGCAGCCAAGAGGGAAUGGUUCCCUUUAUCUUUGUUGGAACCAAAGAGAACAUCAGUAACGCCCAGGCCUUGCUCGAGUACCAUGUGGCCUACCUUCAGGAGGUGGAGCAGUUGCGUCUCGAGCGCUUACAGAUUGAUGAACAGCUCCGUCAGAUUGGGGUGGGAUAUCGUGCACCCCCCAGCCGCUCUGGUUCAGGGGUCGCCGGCGAGCGUGAACGGGGUUACCUCACGGACGAGAGCACAAACUCCCUGCAGACCACACGCACCUAUGGAGGAAGAGGACGUGGACGCAAAUCUAACAAUACAUACUCUGGCUAUGGGACAAACUCUGAAAUGUCAAAUGCAUCAGAGACAGAAGAGAUAGGAGAGCGGGAGCCCAGGCCAAAAGGUGUUGGCGGAGAUGACAGGGGUUCCAAGCGUGGAGGUCGUGGCCGUGGCUCCAGCACUGGUAGGGGCCGGGGAGGACCAGGGCCCCGAAACACUAACACUAUCAGCUCAGUUCUCCGAGAUCCAGACAGUAACCCGUACUCUCUGCUGGAGGGAGAAGGUGAAAUAGGUGGUGAUACAGAUGCCAGUGAGAGCAUGGGCGGCACUGACCGCAGGAGACGUUCACGUCGUCGCCGUAACGACCAGGAACCCAGCCUUAUGGAUGCAGCCGCUAAUGAAUCAGACAGUCAGGCAGCCGCCAGUGAGAAUGGACUGGGUAUGACUUCAUCUCUCGUGCCGAUUCCCAGAGCAGACAGAAUCUCCCAGGGAAGAAGGAGGUGACACAGCACACGUCCCACCCCAAGGAAAAUGGGACUAGCGUGACCAAGGAAGAGCGCACUCCUUCCAAGCGCUCCCCUAGCAAUGGCGUGGCAUCGCCCGA
Molecule: messenger RNA, 2436 nt
Organism: Sinocyclocheilus anshuiensis
Lineage: Eukaryota; Metazoa; Chordata; Actinopteri; Cypriniformes; Cyprinidae
Product: fragile X mental retardation syndrome-related protein 1-like
Exons: 16
Coding region: 543-2336 (597 amino acids)
Biological process (GO): regulation of mRNA stability; animal organ development; regulation of translation at presynapse, modulating synaptic transmission
Cellular component (GO): cytoplasmic stress granule; neuron projection; nucleus
Molecular function (GO): mRNA 3'-UTR binding; translation regulator activity
Source: RefSeq, a predicted model, not a curated record